AUGGAGAAAUCUUUGGCUGGUAAUUCAAGUGAUGAUGCAAAGAGUACUACUUGCCCUAGAGGCCACUGGAGACCUGCUGAGGAUGACAGACUCAGGCAACUUGUUGAACAAUAUGGUGCACAAAACUGGAAUUCUAUUGCGGAGAAGCUCCAAGGAAGAUCAGGUAAGAGUUGCAGAUUGAGGUGGUUUAAUCAACUUGAUCCUAGAAUCAACAGGAGACCUUUCAGUGAAGAGGAAGAGGAGAGACUACUAGCAGCUCAUCGCAUUCAUGGAAACAAAUGGGCUCUAAUAGCCAGACUAUUUCCAGGUCGAACUGAUAAUGCUGUGAAAAAUCAUUGGCAUGUCAUAAUGGCAAGAAAGCAAAGGGAACGAUCCAAGCUAUGUGGAAAGAGGAGUUAUCAAGAUAAUCUUAGUGACUCCAACGCCACCUCUAAUAGUUCACAAGCAAGGAAAUCAAAGGCUCCAGAGGUGUUCAGUUCAAGAAUUGCAUUUGAGGACUCUAGAGUCCUGGAAUUUCGAAACCCCAGUAAAGAUAGGAUAUUCUCAAUAUCUCCUUCUAGUUCUUCACCUUCUUGGAAUUUUGCCCCACCAAACAUAGUAGCUUCAAACAAUUCUUCUUCAGUGGACUUAUCAAGAAGGGAAGGAAGAGAUAAUUACUUCAAUUCAAGUUUAUUUUGCACCACCGAGAGCUCCAAAAUCUCUGAUCAAUCUAUUUAUAGAUACUACAUGAAUUCUUCGGUGUAUGGCGGCUAUCGUAGUUCAAAUAUAUUCGGGCUUCCGAACUAUAGAAGGGUUGUUCCAAGUCCUUUUCGAUACCUUAAGCUUGGAGAUGAUUAUGAAAACCAUGGAAAGGUCAAGAAAGAGUUGGCAAGUUCUUGCCAUAAUUCAUCCACAUUAAAGAAUAUGAGAGCGACGAGUAACCAUCAAGAGCAAGGAGAUCAUGAAUCUAUCAGACACAAGGAUGUUCCUUUCAUAGAUUUUCUUGGGGUGGGUAUAUCUUCUUGA
Dovyalis caffra is the source of this 1005-nucleotide messenger RNA. Lineage: Eukaryota; Viridiplantae; Streptophyta; Magnoliopsida; Malpighiales; Salicaceae. The record is from the annotation of a GenBank genome assembly.